GUUUGUUAGGAGAGAUCAUCAUAAAUGAUUAAGGGUCGGAAACAUGAACUUGCAGCGAAGUUGAAUCUUAGGCCAAGGCAAGUAGAAGUUUGGUUUCAAAACCGAAGAGCAAGGACUAAACUGAAGCAAAUCGAGGUAGAUUGCAAGCUGUUGAAGAAGUAUUGCGAGAAUCUAAAUAAUGAAAAUAUUCGGUUGAGAAGAGAAUUAAAUGAGCUGCGAUCUUCAUGCAAAUUUGAGCGGCUGUUAUCGCCAUUUGCAGACAAGCUUCCUAAGGCUAAGAAGAGUAUAGUAACUUGUCCAUCUUGUGAGAAAAUGACACGAGGGAUCAAAUGUGACAGCAGUGACAAAGAUAACUAAUCUGAACUGAAGGAUGCUCUUAUAGUCUUAUGGAACUAAAAAACAGUCCGUAAUACUUAGAAAACAGUCAACUUUUGGUCCUACAACUGUUGGUUAUUCUUACUUCAGCAUUGCUUGUUGUACCCACCCUAUACGCACCAUGUUUGUGAAUGUUUUUUUUGUGUGUGUGAACCUGAUUCACAAACAAUAUUUUGUCUGUGCAAAAUAUAGUCUGCGAACUGGGGUUCACAGAUAAACAAAACACUUCACAAACAUAGAUGGGUAUAAAAGUGGGUACAAAGAUCGUUUUUGUUCUUACUUUUGGUCCAAACUUUCAUUCUUCCACUUUUAGCCUCAUGAUGACUACAUAUUUUUAUUCAUUAAGGUCUUGAUUCUCUUGAUCACCCAUAUGGUCGAUUUCCAUACAAUUUGUUGUUAACUU
This is a messenger RNA of Cuscuta epithymum, 778 nucleotides long. The record is from the annotation of a GenBank genome assembly. Lineage: Eukaryota; Viridiplantae; Streptophyta; Magnoliopsida; Solanales; Convolvulaceae.